UUCGUCAACCGCCGGGAUUUUAAUUCAACCAGCAAAGAAAAGCCGGUGACUUCCACAUUUAUCCGGUGCCGGAGCUCUCCUACUCAUCACUACCUUCUGAACAUGUCUUCCGACGGAGACAACAACAUCUCGAUGGCGGUAGCGGUGGCCUCCUGCGUCGCGAUGGCACUAUUCUACGUUUUGAUCCUUUACGCUCCCACCGUGAUUCUACGCCUCCCGUCGCCUUCUUCCUUCUCUGACUUCAUGAUUCGCCGAUUCGUUUGCGCAGCCAUCUCAACCGUCGUGUCUCUCGUCUUCACAGCUUAUAUACUCCCGAUAAAAAGCUGGGAGGCCUCUGUUAUACUUGGAGUUUUUGGCAUAAGGACAGAUCAUCUUUGGCAAGGAGUGGUGUAUCCUCUUCUGUUGACCUCGCUCAUUUACGCUGGAUCUUUGGUCUUGAACUUGUUGUUACUCCUUGAAUCAUGCAAGGAAAAUGGUGGAGGAUGUAGUUUCUUUACUAAAGUGAGGAGCUUUGUCCAAGCAAUCCCUGCUUGCAUCACGACAUGUGCUUCUGGUGUUUACUUUUGGCGAAAUUUGGUCGUGGCACCGUUAACUGAGGAGCUGGUUUUCAGGGCCUGUAUGAUACCUUUGCUUCUGUGUGCUGGAUUUAGGAUUUACUACGCUAUCUUCCUCUGCCCAAUUCUCUUUAGCUUAGCCCAUUUGAAUCAUUUUAGAGAAAUGUACAUCAGGCAGAACCGCAGCUACAUCAAGGCCUCACUGAUUGUUGGUCUUCAGCUUGGCUACACAGUCGUUUUUGGUGCAUAUGCAUCGUUUCUCUUCAUCAGAACCGGACAUCUCGCUGCUCCUUUGUUUGCUCAUAUAUUCUGCAAUUACAUGGGAUUGCCUGUGCUGCUACACCCACGAGGAAAAGGUUUGGUUAGUGCAGCUGCGUUAGCCGGUGUGGUUGGAUUCGUCACACUUCUCUUUCCUUUAACAAAGCCUCUCAUGUACAACGAUAGAACCAACAAUUGUCCGUGUUGGCUUGGCUAUUGUUUGUGGCAUUGAUACUCUGCACUCAUAGCUCUGAUCUUCUUUUUUUUUCCAGUUUCCACUGAUCAUGUCUUAUUUUGUUGUUUCUUUUAAUAGAUUGUGGUCCGUUAUCAAGUUGCUUUUUACAGACAUUGUUUAUAAAAAUGUUUUUUUUUUUUUUGA
Brassica oleracea var. oleracea is the source of this 1191-nucleotide messenger RNA. Its product is annotated as CAAX prenyl protease 2. The transcript has 8 exons. NCBI's taxonomy places the organism in Eukaryota, Viridiplantae, Streptophyta, Magnoliopsida, Brassicales, Brassicaceae. Gene Ontology annotation, molecular function: metalloendopeptidase activity. The record is from RefSeq and is a predicted model, not a curated record. Gene Ontology annotation, biological process: CAAX-box protein processing. The coding region runs from base 103 to 1044 and encodes 313 amino acids. Gene Ontology annotation, cellular component: endoplasmic reticulum membrane.